CCGGAUAUGACGCCACGGCUUGUGAGUGUUGAUUUUCCCUCCGUUGGCGCUUUAAGGCGUUUAAUCCGCUUUAUUACGUUAUUUUAUGCACUGUUUGCUGAGUUCAUCAUCAGCUGAGAGCCAGAAUGCCUGAGAUUAGACUCAAACACGUCGUGUCCUGCAGCAGCGAGGAUUCUACUCACAAGGCGGACAACCUGCUGAGCUCCGACACCUACAGGAAAUGGAAAGCUGCGAGACCAGGAGAGAAGCAGACCUCAGUUAUUUUACAGUUUGACAAAGAGGAGCAGGUCCACAGUAUAGACAUCGGAAAUGAAGGAUCUGCCUUCGUCGAGGUUCUGGUUGGACACUCGACGUCCGUCAAAGACCAGGAUUUUGAGGUGCUGUUGGUGACGUCAUCGUUCAUGUCCCCCACCGAGAGUCGAGGAGGAACCAACAUGAACCGAGUUCGCUUCUUCGGCCCCCAGCAGCUGGUGAAGGCCACGGCUCAGGAGAAAUGGGACCGGGUGAAGAUUGUCUGCAGUCAGCCAUACAGCAAGACCAUAGCGUAUGGAAUAGCCUUUAUAAAGUUCCACUCCCCGCCAGAUAACAGCGAAGCUCCUGCUGCCACUCCACCUAAACUGACUAAACUGGGUCAGUUCCGAGUAAAAGACGAGUCUCCGUCCUCUGGACCCAGCCUCCAGCCUGGCAGCCUCUUCUUCAGCAGAGACGCCACGACUAAAAGCAGUCCAGGGCUGAAGGUUUCUCCUCAGAAUGCCAAACUGAGCUACGCAGCAGCUGCGCUCCAGUCAGAGUCCUCCACCCCGACCCCGCCAACCACCAGCUCACCACAGGCUCCCGUUAAGAGGAAGUUUGAGUUCAGUAAAGAACGACAAGACGCUCCGGCUCCUCCAGCCAAGAAGCCGAGCCCAGCGGGUUCUCCACAGGCCGGCUCAGGAACACCCAGAACCAAACCCAGCACCGCACACACGCCCAGCCCCAGUACGGCCAGGGGGAAAACAGCCUCUUCUGACCAGAAGACUCCAGAGAAGAAGCCGGAGAGUAAACCCAAACCCAAAGCCCGGCCAAAACCUGCAGAGACGGUUCCAUUUAACAAGAUCUUGGAGGGGGUGGUGUUCGUGCUGAGUGGGUUCCAGAACCCGUUCCGUGGGGAGCUGAGGGAGAAGGCGCUGGCCAUGGGGGCGAAAUACCGGCCCGACUGGACCCCCGACUCCACACACCUCAUCUGUGCGUUUGCUAACACCCCUAAAUACGGGCAGGUGAAGGCGGCGGGGGGGCUGAUCGUGCGGAAGGAGUGGGUGCUGGACUGUCACAAGAGGAAACAGAAAAUCUCCUACAAGAGAUAUCUGAUGGACGGAGCCGAGUCCAGCUCGGAGGAGAGCUCCCCGGAGGACGACGACAGAAGCGAUGAGGAGAAGAAAAAAACUCCAGAGAAGAGGCAGAUCACCCCAAAGAAGACUCCAGAGAAGAAGGCAGCGAGUGUGGAGGAUGAACACGGAGGAUCGACGGAUGAUCGAGAUAAUGAAGAUGAAGAUGAGUCAGGCAUGGACACUGAGGAUGAGCUCAGGAGGGUGGAGAUGCAGAAGAAGAAAAGAGGAGAGGACGCAGGAGUGAGACGGAGCGGAGGAGGAGGAGCGGAGGAAAGGCAGACCAAGGGGUCAGGAGAGAAGGAGGACGACCUGUACGGAGGAUCUACAGACGAGAACACGGACGCCGAGGAGGAGGAGGAUAAACCCAUCCCAGAACUGCCAGACUUCCUGACAGGGAAGCGGUUUUAUCUGUAUGGGAAGUUUCCAGAGAAUCAGAGACGUCUGCUCCAGCGCUACAUCAUCGCCUUCAACGGAGCUGUGGAGGACUACAUGGGUGAGAACGUUCAGUUUGUCAUCACCAGUCAGGGGUGGGACGACUCUUUUGAGGAUGCUCUGAUGGAGAACGGUAAUCUGAGCUUUGUGAAGCCAUCGUGGAUUUUUGCGAUUAAUGACCGGCAGAAGAUGCUGCCGUAUCAGCCGUACACUGUGGUUCCCUAACUACAGCUGAACUACAGCCAAAGACUUUUCAUACAGUUUUCUGGCCUUACGGUGGACCCCCGGGGGUCUUCUCCCUUCAGGGGGUUGAGCUGCUGCCCCCCGCAGUGUGGGUGUUACUGUCAGAGUGAUAUUCUCCUCCUUUUCCUGUUGUUCUUUUAUGUCUCUCUCUCUCUCUCUCUCUCUCUCUCUCUCUCUCUCUCCCUCACUCUGUCGGUGUGUGUUAGGUAUGUUAGCGUUGGUGUGCUGGAGCGUUAGUGAGGCUGAAGCUGCAUCGUUAGAAUCAGAGCUCAUCUCGGCCGUUUCCUCAGGAUAUUUCAUCAUUAAUGCGUCCGUAUGAGUUCAGCGGUCCAGCCGAGGUCCUUCCUUUUAACUAAGGGCCGAAGCUAAAUGCGAAAGAAAAACAUUUCUGUUUAUUCUGGAUCUGAUUUAAAGGGAUAGUUCAGAGUUUUUCAGCCUGAUCUCUGCCUGCUGUGUCUGCAGCGAACGCUCCAUCCCUACAGACGAUAAUCUCAGCACGUUUCCCAGAAGUUAGAAAACCGCUGACUCAGAACCCUUUCAGCACCUGCCCGUUGACGUCUGUUCUGAGCGUUUACUGACUCGGCAGUUUACUCUUCGUGAAAAUUGUCUGUGCUGCUACAGAGAGAGCAGAGAGAAAUUAGCUGGACUGUCCCUUUAAUCCCUUCAGAGAUAAUUCAGUGGUGUAGGCUGUUUUCCUUUUUUUCUUUUUUUAAUGAUUAAAUUGUAGAUUUGGAUCUGAACAUGUUUUGUUUUCUAUCAUAUUGCAGUAUUGUUAUGACUGUCCUGCGGUGUGUUAUGUUUUUAUGUGCCGUUGAGGCUUUUGUAUUCGGUCUGUUAUUUAGAUGUUGAUUAAAAUGGAGGCCUUUUAGAUCGUA
Molecule: messenger RNA, 2917 nt
Organism: Colossoma macropomum (tambaqui)
Lineage: Eukaryota; Metazoa; Chordata; Actinopteri; Characiformes; Serrasalmidae
Gene: xrcc1
Product: X-ray repair complementing defective repair in Chinese hamster cells 1
Biological process (GO): single strand break repair; double-strand break repair via nonhomologous end joining; base-excision repair
Cellular component (GO): nucleus
Molecular function (GO): damaged DNA binding
Source: RefSeq, a predicted model, not a curated record